GAUUGAUAAAAUUCUAAGAAUUUACAUUAUCAUUUUAUUUUUUUAACAUUGAUUCCUUUUGCGUUUCUAAAUGACCAAACCAUCAUAAAAUCUAUGGACACAGAUGACAUAAAAAAAAGACACAACAGGACAGUUAUUUAUUUAAAAUUCAGUUCUGUUGUUUUAAAACAUUUACGUUCUUCUUUGGGUUUUUUCAGGUUUAAAUGGAGAGUUUCGACUUCCUGGCACUAUUAAAGAAACACGAGAAGAAGCACAAACGAAAACCGAUGCAGUUCGUUAGUGUUGCUGCUGGGGUUCAGAGGCGAUUGCAAAACAAUAUCAGAGAACGUAAAAGCAAUCGUCUUAGCAUUUUUGAUAGCAUUAGAAAGUUGGAGAAAUGUGACAGUCCUGUUGUACAGCUCACAAAAGCUCAACUCAAAGUAGAAAAGAGAAGGCAACAAUUAGAGAAAUGGAAGGAAGAGAAGGAGAAGCGAAAGAAGGAGGCUGCAGCGUUGAAGAAGAAACCAUUCUUAACUGGAGUUCCACAUGCGCCAUCCAAAUUAGUACCACCACCCCCAAAACCAAUGCCAAGUACAUCAGGCAGGGUCACACGAUCACAGUCAGCCAAGAACAGAGCAAGUCAGAAGAUUGAUAGUGGAAAGUGUGCUUCACAGUCAUUUGCACCAAAAAAUGCUGUAUUCAAACCUCCACAGAAUUUGGUUAAACUCCCAAAUUUGACUCAAAAUAAACCUAAAGUCACCAAAAAUACCAAUUCCAUUUUUGUAUUUGAUCCAGUAAUACCUAAAAACUUGAUGACCAAAGUAAAUGAUAAUGUAAAAGUUAGUAAGCUUAAAAAACAAGUUGAGACAAAUUUGAUAUGUAGCAAGAAUACAGAGGCUAAAAUGACUAAAGGGAAGGCUACCAAGCCAAUCCAAAGGCAGAAUUCACCAAAGAAAAUAAUCCAUACAUCUUCUAGUAGUGAAGUAGAGGAAAACAUUCACUCUCCAAUAUUGAACUCAUCAAGGAAAUCUUUACCAGCACAGAACUCUCCUCAAUUAUACCAAAAAACUCCUCGCAAGUCAAUUGGUGUUGUCCAAAAUUUUACACCAAAGAAUAACAUACCUAAGAGUGAGUCAAGGUCAGAAGAGAAGUUGAGAUCUCCUAAGUCCCCUACUAGCGAUGUGUUGAUGACCCCUGAACAGAUAGCUGAUGAGGCUAAAAAGAUUAGUCCAUGUGUGACAAUGUCGAGGGGGAAGGCUAAUGCUCGGAAAGAAAUGAAAAAGAAAUUAGAAGAAGGUCUCCUUGAUGAGGAUACAUGUGACAUUGAAAACGUGGACCAUUUUAGAAAGCAAUUGGCUUCAGAAGUGAAGCGCAUGACAGAAUUAUGUGAUACCUGGGAGAAGAUCUCUGAGCAGACGCCUCUGCCUGAUGCUAUACAGGAGGGAGUCUUAUCUGCUGUGGGUCAGGCUCGGCUGUUGAUGUCCCAGAAGCUGAUGCAGUUCUCAACCCUGGUGGAGCGCUGUGGCCGUCCGGAGCCCGGCGCCGCGCUCGUCACGCCCGCCGACCUGCACGGGUUCUGGGACAUGGUGUUCAUGCAGGUGGAAAAUGUCGAUAUGCGUUUCAAGAAGCUUGAAGAACUUCGACUAAGAGGGUGGAUUGACGACAAACCUGUUGAAGUAAAGAAGAAAAUUACUAAGAAUAAUGUAAAGAAGACUUCAAAGCCUAUGGGUGGAACAAGUAGAUUGAGGGAUAUGAUUGCCGCGGCAAGAAAAGCUAAAAAGGAACAAGAGUGCUAUGAGGCUCCGAAACCGCCGGAGCUGGGGGUCAGCAAGACAUUCGAGGCGGGGUUCUUCUGCGUGCAGUCACCGGUCCGCUCCCCGCGGGUCUCCACGCCGUCCACCAGUUGCACCUUGCUGAAGGCCGUGCUGUCCAGUGAAGCCAAGAAGGCUUCCGUUUCUGCCGCUAAAAAUGCCGCAUCGUUCGCCAUGCUGCGUGCCGCGGGACUCGCCAAGAACAUCGAGUGCGAUGGAGUCGCGCCCUUACCGCAGACGCCGCUGAACCCAGUGAACGUAUCCGCGACGCCGGCCCGCAGCAUCCUCAAGUCGGCUCAAGCUGAAAGAUCGAGCAAGAAAUCCAUCAAAGUCGUACUGUUCGACCGCUCCGAUCUAGAGCCGGACUGCCCCUCGGACACAGAGAGGCCCGAUUUGCACCAGGAAAAUGAGAACAAAGAAAAUUCUAGAAGAAAAUCAAAAUUGAUCCGACAAGACGCUACAGAAGAGCGAAGCCCCGUCAUGACGCGCAGCCGCCGGAAGAGCCUGCAGGGGGGCCGGGGCUCCGACGCCGCCACGAACUCGUCCAAGAAGAAGGCGCUGAGAGAAGUAGAACAGAACACGAGCGCAAGGGAGACUCCCGCGCGUUCUUCUAGAAGGAGGAAGAGCGGAGUCACCGUCGCCGCGUGAUGCAACCACAACUUGUGUUUAUAUCUCCUAAUCGUAACAAUUGUGUACUGAGCUAUGUAGACUAUUGAAAUUAUGUGUCUUAUUAUAAUAAUACCCUAUAUUGUAAUGUUUAGAAAAUAUUUAUGUUUUAGUAAAACAGAUGCGAUCCGAAGAGAACGUCCUCGCGAAGUCGAUUGAAUACUUUUUAUGUUUACUUUUAUAUAUACAGUUAAAGCUCUUUAUUCGCGGUAUAUUAUUAUGUUUCGUAAAUAUGCCGCGAAUACAGAAAUCGUGAAUAUGGAAUGGUAAUGCGGCUCAUAACAAAAGGACGGAACGUCUCGUGUGGUACCAUUUAAAAAUAUACUUUAUGCACUGAGUAAUAAGCUUGAUUUAUUUGGUUUGUUUAUUCUCAAAAACAAAACAUACAUACUUUAGGCUAGGUUGUAAUAAGGUCUAAUUUACUUUUUUAUUAGUCGUUUUCACGACGCCUACAAAUGACAUUCGGUUGGAUACCUACCGAAUCCUCUUUAUCAAUGUGUACCGAUGUACCGAUUAUAUCCGGGAAUAAAAAAAUAUUUAGCCGCGAAAACAGGAAUUCGGUCACAUUUUUGUAAUUCGCGAAUAAUGAAAACUCUAAUGAGGGACGCGCGAAUAAAGAGCUUUUACUGUAUAAAUAAAAGUGAAUGUUGGUUCGUGUGACCCGGGCUUGUGUUGUUUACACAAAUAUACCUUUUUAUUUUCGAAUAAUGGCAUAUUGGUAAUAACUAGUUGUAUUUUGAAAAUGUUAAUCCUCGAAAUGUGUGGUAAAUCGUGUGUAUGAGACUUAUUUUAAUUUUAAAUAAAAUGAUAAUUUACA
Molecule: messenger RNA, 3273 nt
Organism: Bombyx mori (domestic silkworm)
Lineage: Eukaryota; Metazoa; Arthropoda; Insecta; Lepidoptera; Bombycidae
Gene: mars
Product: disks large-associated protein 5
Exons: 10
Coding region: 204-2438 (744 amino acids)
Biological process (GO): signaling
Source: RefSeq, a predicted model, not a curated record